AUGAUGCAUCCUCAAGUCUUCAUUUCAGGCCUCUUACUGCUUCUCCCAGGUGCUGUAGAUUGUUACACAGUAGUGAAGGCGGUGCUGGGUCGCCCUGUCACACUGCCAUGUACUUACCCAACACUUCGGGGAGUCUCUACUACAUGCUGGGGCCGAGGGCAGUGCCCAUCUUUUAAUUGUGUAAACACACUUAUCUGGACCAAUGGACACAGAGUCACCUAUCAGAGGAACAAUAGAUAUCAGCUCAAGGGGAAUAUUUCCGGAGGAAAUGUGUCCUUGACAAUAGAGAAUGUUGUCCAGAGUGACAGUGGUCUGUAUUGUUGUCGAGUAGAGGUCCCUGGAUGGUUCAAUGAUCUCAAAGUGACCUUCUCAUUGGAAGUUAAACCAGAAAUUCCAACAAGCCCUCCAACAAUCACAACUACAGAAAGAGUCACAACUACAGUGAAACCCACGACAAUAUCAACGAGACCCACACAUGUACCAACAUCACCCAGAGUCUCCACCUCGACUCCUACAACACCAACACAAACACAGACUCACACACCAGAACCAAAUACAUUUGAUUCACAUCAGACAACAGCUGAGGUGACAGAAACCCCAUCCUAUACUCUCCCAGCAGAUUGGAAUAACACUAUGACAUCUUCGGACGACUCUUGGAAUAAUUACACUGAAUCCAUUCCUUCAUGGAAUCGGCAAAAGAACAUGACCAAGGGAUUCUAUGUUGGCAUCUCCAUUGCUGCCCUGCUGCUGCUGCUUGUGUGCACCGUGGUUAUCACCAGAAGCAUCCUUUUGAAAAAGAAGUCAGGGUCUCUGAGCUUGGUAGCAUAUCGUGUCUCUAAGAUUGGAGCUUUGGAAAGCAUAGCGAGUAUGCAGUCCAGAGUUGAAGACAAUGUCUACAUAAUUGAAGACCCAGUCCUUACCCUAAAGAAUCAGUCUCAGGAGCACUCUGAGGGGCCUUCUUCCUGAGACUGGAUACACCGCAACUGGAUUUGAUAUUGCAAACACCCUUUACAGC
Mesocricetus auratus (golden hamster) is the source of this 1015-nucleotide messenger RNA. Its product is annotated as hepatitis A virus cellular receptor 1 homolog. Gene Ontology annotation, biological process: positive regulation of mast cell activation; phagocytosis, engulfment. Gene Ontology annotation, molecular function: phosphatidylserine binding; virus receptor activity. Gene Ontology annotation, cellular component: cell surface. Bases 1 to 966 code for a protein of 321 amino acids. The transcript is spliced from 9 exons. The record is from RefSeq and is a predicted model, not a curated record. Lineage: Eukaryota; Metazoa; Chordata; Mammalia; Rodentia; Cricetidae.